Danio aesculapii is the source of this 3445-nucleotide messenger RNA. It is a transcript of the gene dennd2c, whose product is annotated as DENN/MADD domain containing 2C. The record is from RefSeq and is a predicted model, not a curated record. Lineage: Eukaryota; Metazoa; Chordata; Actinopteri; Cypriniformes; Danionidae.
GAGUCACUAAAGAGUUAAAAACUACACUCUCAAGAAGACAAUAAAGUAGCAUUUCCGUUUCAAGUCAGUAAAGUUUUCCUCUUGAAGCAGUCGAUCUGAGUAACCAGGAACAAACACAACACAUGGAGAUUUUAUGAAGAGACGCUUUUAUUGCAGCUCGUGAACUGAAUCACCGCUCAGAGGAACCGAAGCUCCGAUGGGGAACUGACAGCACAGGAGGAGGAUUAAACACGAUCACAUCCACUCCUUCAGAAGCUCUCAAAACACUUAAUUCUGGAAUAUAUCAACAACAACUGGCUCUACAUUGUUGUCGGUUACCGGGGAUAAUUAUUGUUUGGUUACUUUUAAGCCCGUCGGUUACUCGCUGAAUGGAUACAAGUUUGUCUCGAAGACGUUUUUAGCCGCCUGGCUAACUAUAACCAGCCGAGAGAUAUGAAGACUUCGGGACCACAACACAUAACAGAGUUACAGACUCGGCGUUUACCCUAAAUAAACUUCUGUGAGAGCCCUUGUCUCGGUUCAUAUCAGAUGAGUCCAACAUAUGUGUUGUGAAACAGCGGAUAAGUUCGCGUAACUUUAAAGGCUCCAAAGGUAAGGAGGAAUGGCAGAGGAACUGAAGACAUAGCUGUCCUGCAAGGAAGCAGGGUCUUUAGUGAACUUAUUAACCAACUUGCACUGCAGAGGAAGGUCUUCUUCCUUGAAAGGCUUGCAAUGUCAGACAGCCCUGCGGUGUGACGGCAGCCUCGUCGUCAUGCUGGCCCUUGGAGUGGACCAUGAGAAAAAAGGAGGACCAGGAGGAAAGUCACGAGAGCCUGGCAUCAACAUCAAGCAGAAAAUCUCACAAUGGGAGGUACUGAGCCAGCAGGAGGACGUCCGGAGUGGGAAAGUCCAGACCCAGCGAACCUUUGCUUCUCGCAGGCUUUCAGGGGACCUUCUUGGAAACGGAAUUGACUCCAGCGAUGGAGGUCGCAACAAAGCAACUGUAUCCAAAGCUAAAAGCCUGGGUUUGGAUUUCAGGGAAAACCUGAUGACUUUCAAACCAGUUACUCCUGAAGUCAAGCCUAAUUUCCCAAGAAAUCGAGAUCAUUUGAAUAAAUGUGUAACGCCAAGCACUGUAUCACAAGUCCAAGUGGCUAAAUCGAAUGUUAAAAGCAAUAAUAUCAACUCCAACCAUUUCUCAAAUGUGGAAAUUACAUCUCUACCUCAGUGUGUAGAUGAUCCAGAGGCAUCGCUGCCUCCAGGGAACUUUUACACCUCCAGGGGUUUCUGGAAACAACUGGAGGCGGAUGAAUCUUUCUGGGAGAGGGAGAAGGAUUCCUCGCUAAUGACUAAGGGACUUGAUUUUGGACCGUCUUCUCCUCCACCUAAACCGCAGCGCACAUUCCAGUACAAGGGUGCAAGCAGUCCUACCGGCCAGUGGAUCCAACCGAAGAACCAGACUCCAGCAGUCGGCAAAUUGAAUCAAGUCCGGAAGCAUGACAUCAUCUUAAAGCCACCCAGCUGUCCACCUCCUCCUUGUCCAGUCAACACUGUCAAUGGGUUUUCCAGACACCGAAAGAACAGGAAGUCAUUUGAGUUUGAGGAUGUGGUGCGGCUGUCAGCCCAAACGGCCUCUAGAGGGAAGGAGAGCCGCCGCUCGGGUCUUUAUCACGCCCUGUCUGAAGACAGCAUCUAUGAGGACAUCAUCUCGGAUAUGCCAAAAGAAAACCCAUAUGAAGACAUCACGCUUUCUCCCAUGUGUUUACCUAUAAGACGGCAACGAAACUACACAGUUGGACAAAGAGAAAGGCCACAGCUCAAGCUCUCACCGAAGCCCUUCACACUAUUGCCUAAUGGUGACCGGCUGCAUAAAGUGGGACGAGACCAUAGACAGCUAACAACAUCACCUACAUGCACCACCAUCUCCAGCUCUCCCAGAUCAUCAGCAGUCAAACCUGCUGCAACGUACAAGACAAGCCGGCAACCCCUGCUUAUAAACAGGAUCCAGGAGAUUUUUGAGUCCAAAAGAGGAAGGAAGCGCGUUUGGGUGACUGCAACCCGCGAUGAAUUGAGUGGGACAGAAAGCGAUCCCGAGGAGAGCUCUAAAGAUCGCUCUCAUCGCACAGUGUAUGUUCAGUCAACCCUGAAACGAAAGCCAGGUUACCGCACUUUAGAGAGGGAUCUGAUCCAACUUCAGCAGCAGCAGCUUUUCCAACAGUUUGUUGUGGUGUCGCUUAGAAAAGGCUCCCCUGGAAACACAUACAUACCUGAGAUCACACAACAGUUCCCUACCAAGUUUGAGAAGUCUUCCCGUCUGUCUCGUGAGGCUGAAGACAGAUUGAGAGCGAUUCCCAAGUUUUGUUUUCCUGACUGUCAUGACUGGCGUCCCUCCUCGGACCACACCAGUGAAACGUUUUCAUUUGUCCUGACGGGGGAGGAUGGGAGUCGCUUAUUUGGAUACUGCCGCAAAAUCCUGCCCAGUGGGAAAGGGAAGAGACUGCCCGAAGUUCACUGUAUCAUCAGCAGACUGGGCUGCUUCAAUCUCUUCUCAAAGAUCCUGGAGGAGGUGGAGAGGAGGAGAGAGAUUUCUCCUGCGCUGGUUUCUCCUUUCAUGCACAGCGUCAUGGAAGCUCCUUUUCCAGCUCCUGGACGCACAAUCACCGUCAAGAGCUUCCUGCCAGGGUCUGGAAAUGAGGUUCUGACUCUGUGCCGGCCGGUGGACUCUCGUCUGGAGCACGUGGACUUUGAGAGUUUGCUGCAGUGUCUUAGUGUCUCCAGACUCCUGCAGGUCUUCGCUUCACUGAUGCUGGAGAGGAGAGUGAUCUUCAUCGCAGACAAACUCAGUGUUUUAUCUCGGUGUGCCCACUCUGCCCUGGCACUACUCUACCCCUUCACAUGGCAGCACACAUUCGUGCCUGUUCUUCCGGCGGGCAUGCUGGACAUUUGCUGCUCUCCCACUCCAUUUGUAAUGGGGGCUCUGUCUCCAUCCCUGCCCGAGGUGCUGGACAUGCCCAUUGAGGAGGUGCUUAUUGUGGAUUUGUGUACGGACAAGUUUGUCGUUCAGCUUGGAGACGAGGACUGUAUUUUGCCCAGUAAACUGCAGGCAGCUCUUCAAGAGAUCCUGGAGAACAGAGAGGAGAUACUGGAACAAAACCGCAGAGACAGAAGAGGAGAUAAGUCAGACUUGAGCACGUUGGUGUCGGAGGCGUUUGUGUGGUUUUUCGUGGAGAUCGUGGGCCAUUAUUCUCUCAACAUGAGCGACUCGGGACCCGGCGGGACCAGAGAACUGCAGAGAGACGCUUUUAGAAAGUCUCACCCAUCCAGAGGCGUCCGGCAGCUCCUGCAGCUCUUCAUGGACACACAGAUGUUUGCUGGAUUCAUUCAGGACCGAGAACUCAGAAAAGGAGGAGUUAAAGGUAAGAGGAGAAAUAAAGCCUGUUUAAAGGUCAUUUCACAGCAAGAAUGA